Molecule: messenger RNA, 1075 nt
Organism: Impatiens glandulifera
Lineage: Eukaryota; Viridiplantae; Streptophyta; Magnoliopsida; Ericales; Balsaminaceae
Product: calcineurin B-like protein 10
Exons: 9
Coding region: 99-848 (249 amino acids)
Biological process (GO): calcium-mediated signaling
Molecular function (GO): kinase binding; calcium ion binding
Source: RefSeq, a predicted model, not a curated record
UACAACUGUCUUCUCUCGUCUCAUCAAUUUGUAAUCGCUGUAAUGAAUCCAAGAAAUAUGUAAGAAGAAAUCUUCAUCUGGAAAAGCAAGAAUCUGUAAUGAAUUCAAGAAUCAACUCAUCGGCAUCGAUUUCUCUGACAUUAGGGGAACGGAUCUGCAUCUCAUUCAUUCCAUGCAUUACUUUAAUUGAGGCGUUGAUAUUUGCCUUCUCUGGUUGCUUUGAGUGCCGAUGUAAGCGAAGAAGAUGUAAAUAUGGAUAUCGUGAACUUGCUAUCUUAUCUGCUGAAUCGCGAUUUUCUGUCAAUGAAAUUGAGGCUUUGUAUGAAUUGUUUAAGAAGUUAAGCAGUUCAAUCAUUGAUGAUGGCUUAAUACAUAAGGAAGAACUUAAGCUAGCACUGUUCAGAACCCCAUAUGGCGAUAAUCUCUUUUUAGAUCGGGUAUUUGCUGUUUUUGAUGAGAAAAAGAAUGGUGUCAUUGAAUUUGAGGAAUUUGUUCAUGCACUUAAUAUAUUUCAUCCCUAUGCUCCCAUAGAAGAGAAAAUAGACUUUGCAUUCAGGCUUUAUGACCUGAGACAGACUGGCUUCAUUGAGAGGGAAGAAGUAAAGAUGAUGGUAAUUGCGAUAUUGAUGGAAUCUGAUGUGAAACUCUCAGAUGAUCUUCUUGAGGCUAUAUUAGACAAAACAUUUGCUGAUGCUGAUGCGGAUAUGGAUGGUAAAAUCAAUAAAGAAGAAUGGAAAGACUUUGCAUUGCGAAAUCCUAGUCUUUUGAAGAACAUGACUCUGCCAUAUUUAAAGGACAUCUCUACAGUAUUUCCAAGUUUUGUCUUCAACACCGAGGUUGAAGAUUGAAUGUUGGGAUUCUCGAACAACAUCUAUCCGGGUGAAAUGGUUAGAAUGGCUGUUUGUUCAUCGCGGCUAGAAACAAGCCAACUGGGGAUGGCGAACCCUCACAGUUUUUGAAUGGUUAGAAUGUCUAUUGUGUACUUAUUAAUAUUAGUCAAAAAGAUCGUAUAAAGUAGGUAAAAAGAUCGUGUAGUAUAAGAUUAAUUGAAAACUGGUAUUUUAUAUCAAUAGAA